AACAUCACAACGCGCAUAUUCAACCGGAAGUGGAAUCCGGCCUUCGGCUACAAACGUUACCCCUGUUCUGCGAAGUAACAGAUGACGUUGGUAUAAAAGCAUUUCUUACUUCAGAACGCAUCCUCAAUAUCUAUCACCUAUAAAGAAAGACGCUAUUCUAAAUGAAAUUUGUGUGAUAUAUUUCUUAUAAAUUGAGGUUAUUAUAUUAUCAGCAUUCUAAAUUUUUCUACUUCACUGUCUGGAAUAUGUUUGAGUAUGAUUCGCAUUCUGAUUAAACACGGAUAAUUUUCCAGAGGAUUUCUAUCAUCCUCAGAUAUCAAGUAAGAGCGAAGUUGAAGGAGAUUUCUUUAAAGGAAUAAGGUUAAAAUAUACGAAUUGGUGAGAGAAGAACAAUUAUGGAAAAUACAUUGAGUGAGACACCAAUUACAAUUAAGACAGAGAUUGAAAGCAUUGACAUUUCUGAUGGGAUGUUGAAUGAGAUGAGAAAAACUUCAAACUACUGUGACAUCUGUGGUAAAUCAUUUUCUCUAAAGAAAUCUUUAACUACUCACAAACGUAUUCAUACAGGAGAGAAACCAUAUCAGUGUAAUAUCUGUGGUAAAUCAUUCAUUUCAAGUAGUUACUUAACUACUCAUAUACGAACACAUACAGGAGAGAAGCCUUAUCACUGUGAUAUUUGUGGUAAAUCAUUUGCUCGAAGUCAUCAGUUGACUGUCCAUAAAUACAUUCACACAGGAGGGCAACCGUACCAUUGUAAUAUCUGUGGUAAAUCAAUGUCUUCGAUUAGUAAAUUAACAGUACACAAACGCUUUCAUACUGGAGAGAAACCAUUUCAUUGUGGUAAAUCAUUCUCUAUUAGUAGUCACUUAACUACUCACAAAUAUAUUCAUACAGGAGUGAAACCAUAUCACUGUGAUAUCUGUGGUAAAUCAUUCUCUGUAGGAAGUAACCUAAAUACUCACAAACGACUUCAUACAGGAGAAAAGCCAUACCACUGUGAUAUCUGUGGGAAAACAUUAUCUGAUCAAGGCAACUUAACUAGUCACAAACGUAUUCAUACAGGAGAGAAACGAUACCUCUGUGAUGUCUGUGGUAAAUCAUUUUCUCACAGUGGACAAUUAACUGCUCACAAAUGCAUUCACACAAGAGACAAGUCACAUAUAUGUGAUAUCUGUGGUAAAUCAUUCUCUAUUAUGAAGCCAUAUCACUGUGAUAUCUGUGGAAAAUCAUUCUCUGUUGGAAGUGAAUUAACAGUUCACAAACGCAUUCAUACAGGUGACAAGCCAUACUCUUGUGAUAUGUGUGGCAAGUCAUUUUCCCGUCAAAAUGUAUUACCUGCUCACAAACGAAUUCAUACAGGUGAGAAGCCAUAUCACUGUGAUAUCUGUGGUAAAUCAUUCACAAUAUCAAAUAACUUAACUAUACACAAACGCAGUCAUACAGGAGAGAAACCUUAUCAGUGCAAUACUUGUGGUAAAUCAUUCACUACAACAAGUAGCUUAACUGUACAUAAAUAUAUUCACACAGGACAAAAACCAUAUGCUUGUGAUGUCUGUGGUAAAUCAUUCACUGUAAAAAGUAAUCUAACUUCACAUAAACACAUUCACACAAGAAAGAAACCAUAUCACUGUGAUAUUUGUGGUAAGUCAUUUACUACAACAAAUAAAUUAACUAAGCACAAGCACUUUCACAUGGGAGAAAAACCCUAUCACUAAUAUUUGUAAUACAUCAUUUUGUCAGAAACAUCACUUAAUGGCACAAGUGUCUAUUCAUUCAGAAGAAUAACUAUCAAUAUAUGCAAAAGUACCUAACCAUAAAUGUAUUCAGAGAGGAAGGUAACCAGGACUAUCUUUCAAAAUUAUAUUUUAUAUAACCACAA
Octopus bimaculoides (California two-spot octopus) is the source of this 1879-nucleotide messenger RNA. RefSeq lists its product as uncharacterized. Gene Ontology annotation, biological process: regulation of transcription by RNA polymerase II. Gene Ontology annotation, molecular function: RNA polymerase II cis-regulatory region sequence-specific DNA binding; DNA-binding transcription activator activity, RNA polymerase II-specific. Lineage: Eukaryota; Metazoa; Mollusca; Cephalopoda; Octopoda; Octopodidae. Gene Ontology annotation, cellular component: nucleus. The record is from RefSeq and is a predicted model, not a curated record.